Setaria italica (foxtail millet) is the source of this 726-nucleotide messenger RNA. RefSeq names its product tobamovirus multiplication protein 2B. The coding region runs from base 75 to 467 and encodes 130 amino acids. The transcript is spliced from 4 exons. NCBI's taxonomy places the organism in Eukaryota, Viridiplantae, Streptophyta, Magnoliopsida, Poales, Poaceae. The record is from RefSeq and is a predicted model, not a curated record.
UGAGUUGGGCUGGGCCUGGGGUUAUUUGCGUAUUCUCACAUAGUGGGCGACGGCGAACUGCCGACGUGGUCGGGAUGGCUGCGGCGGGCGGCGGCGGCGGAGGAGGAGGAGGAGCGAAAGCGGCGGUGGCAGAGCAGAUAGCGCAGGCGGUGCGGUCCACCUCCAACCUCCUCCAGCUCAUGGAGCAGUCCUCCCCCGCGCAGGUUCACUUGGCCAAACUUCCCAAGAAUCUCUUGGCAAAAGCAUCUUUUGCACAGAACACAGAACAGGUGCUACACCAACUACCGCAAGUAAUUUCUUCCUUGGAUGCUUAUAUGGACAGGAGCUUGCAAAGUGCCUCUCAAAUUAAGACAGUCACACAGCUCUUGUCAAAUAUGGAGAACACUCAGCUGAGAUCCAUCUUGCCUUCCUCUCAGAUGAGGAAAGAUACAAAGAAUACCGAACAUGAAGAACUCAGGGUUGAAUGACACGUUCGCUGAGACGAAACGGGAGGCUUGGUUUCCUCUAUCAUUCUGAUUAAGAAGUUUUGGUACCAUGGUUUUGGAGGUGAUUUAGAAGUAAUUAGAAACAACUGGGAAAAGGAUCCAUCGUUGCAUAAUGUUUGUUCCACAUCCUAUUCGAUUGUUCAAUGGUACUCCCACAUUCUCUUUUGAUUGUAUUAUUUCCUCAUAGCACAAUGACCAAGGAAAAUAAUCCUACCUAUCAUCCUACUUAUCAUCCAUUUAA